AUGCCGUUCACGAAUCUUCAUGUCUACGGCCUCCUCGGGCGUCCUGGGACCCGCGUUGCGUGCAAAGAACAUUCCACUGCCUUUUGCAAGGUGAAUAUUCCACUGUCUUUUGCAAGCCAAAAUGGUUUCAAGAGGUUGUUCGGUUGUUAUCAGCUGUGCUGCAAGCUUGCAUCACAUUUGCCUUUUAUUCUAAUCAAACUUAAUGCAAACAUAGAGGUUUCUUCCACAACUCUUGUGCACCAACAAAAUCAUGGACUACUUGCUGAGUACAUCAGUUUAUCUCUAAUUUCAGAUUUGAUGCCCUAA
This is a messenger RNA of Miscanthus lutarioriparius, 306 nucleotides long. The record is from the annotation of a GenBank genome assembly. NCBI's taxonomy places the organism in Eukaryota, Viridiplantae, Streptophyta, Magnoliopsida, Poales, Poaceae.